Rattus norvegicus (Norway rat) is the source of this 918-nucleotide messenger RNA. It is a transcript of the gene Or4b13b, whose product is annotated as olfactory receptor family 4 subfamily B member 13B. The coding region runs from base 1 to 918 and encodes 305 amino acids. The record is from RefSeq and is marked reviewed. Gene Ontology annotation, biological process: G protein-coupled receptor signaling pathway; signal transduction; detection of chemical stimulus involved in sensory perception of smell. The transcript has a single exon. Gene Ontology annotation, cellular component: plasma membrane; membrane. Gene Ontology annotation, molecular function: olfactory receptor activity; G protein-coupled receptor activity. NCBI's taxonomy places the organism in Eukaryota, Metazoa, Chordata, Mammalia, Rodentia, Muridae.
AUGGCCAAUGAAAAUAAUGUAACUGAGCUAAUUUUCACUGGCCUUUUCCAGGACCCAGAGGUACAGAAGGUGUGCUUUGGGCUGUUCCUUCCUGUGUAUGUGGCCACAUUGCUGGGCAACAGUCUUAUUAUUGUGGCAGUCAGCGCGAGUAAGACUUUACAUUCUCCCAUGUACUUCUUCCUCAGCUCCUUGUCUCUGGUGGAGAUCUUCUACUCCUCUACGAUUGCCCCUAAGUUCAUCACCGACUUACUUGCUAAGAUAAAAACCAUCUCUCUGAAGGGCUGCCUCACUCAGAUAUUUUUCUUUCAUUUUUUUGGGGUUGUUGAAGUCAUUUUGCUAGUGGUGAUGGCCUAUGACCGCUACGUGGCCAUCUGCAAACCUCUUCAUUACAUGUACAUCAUGAGUCGUCUAGUGUGCCAAAGGCUGGUGGCUGGUUCCUGGCUGGGGGGCCUCAUUCACUCCAUAAUCCAGAUCCUCAUCACCAUCCCAUUGCCCUUCUGCGGUCCCAAUGUGAUUGACCACUACUUCUGCGACCUGCAGCCAUUAUUCAAGCUUGCCUGCACUGACACCUUUCUGGAGGGGGUUAUUGUGAUGGCCAACAGUGGUCUAAUCUCUAUAAUCUCUCUCUUCAUCUUGGUGUCCUCCUAUGCCAUCAUUUUAGUCAGCUUGAGGAACCAUUCUGCAGAGGGGAGGCGCAAGGCCCUGGCCACCUGUGCCUCUCACAUCACGGUGGUCUUCUUGUACUUUGGGCCUGGUGCGUUUAUUUAUAUGAGACCUUCCUCCACCUUCACUGAAGACAAGCUUGUGUCUGUGUUCUACACGGUCAUCACCCCCAUGCUGAACCCCAUUGUCUAUACACUACGGAAUACAGAAAUGAAAAAUGCUAUAAGAAUGUUCUGGAACCAAAAAGAGAAUUGA